Nanorana parkeri is the source of this 839-nucleotide messenger RNA. RefSeq names its product MCTS1, re-initiation and release factor (gene MCTS1). Gene Ontology annotation, biological process: formation of translation preinitiation complex. The record is from RefSeq and is a predicted model, not a curated record. Gene Ontology annotation, molecular function: RNA binding. Bases 171 to 716 code for a protein of 181 amino acids. Lineage: Eukaryota; Metazoa; Chordata; Amphibia; Anura; Dicroglossidae. The transcript has 6 exons.
CAACUUCCGCACUGGGUUACCUCACUUCUGCCAGGCUUGCAGCUGCUGAGUACCGGUGUAAUUGUGCAGGCGGCGUGGUCGGAGGGCCACUGCUAGUUGUGCCCCGGAUGUGAACGUGCUCCUUUACCCCUUACCGUUCCAUAAGCCAGCGGGCCCUUGGAGACAGCACCAUGUUCAAAAAAUUUGAUGAAAAAGAAAAUGUGUCCAACUGCAUUCAGUUAAAAACUUCAGUAAUAAAAGGCAUUAAAAACCAACUGAAUGAACAGUUUCCAGGAAUAGACCAAUGGCUUAACCAGAUUAUGCCAAAAAAGGACCCUGUGAAAAUAGUGCGAUGCCAUGAACAUAUUGAAAUUUUAACUGUAAAUGGAGAGUUACUGUUCUUUAGACAGCGAGAGGGUACUUUCUAUCCAACACUGAGACUGCUUCACAAAUAUCCUUUUAUUCUUCCACAUCAACAAGUUGACAAAGGAGCUAUAAAGUUUGUUCUAAGUGGUGCAAAUAUCAUGUGCCCGGGUUUAACAUCUCCUGGAGCAAAGCUUUACCCAGCAGCAGCUGACAAAGUGGUUGCAAUAAUGGCAGAGGGGAAACAACAUGCCCUGUGUGUUGGAGUCAUGAAGAUGUCUGCAGAACACAUUGAAAAGGUCAAUAAAGGCAUUGGGAUUGAAAAUAUUCACUAUUUAAAUGAUGGAUUGUGGCACAUGAAGACUUACAAAUGAAGCACUGGAUUCUGCUCGAGGGCACUUUUGAGAUGAUGUAGACUUGAAAGUAACCUGUUUUUAUUGAUGUGGUUGAAUGUGAUUUUUGCUUUCUGCGAUGCUUAAUAAAGCAAAUGUGGCACA